This is a messenger RNA of Glycine soja, 2595 nucleotides long. RefSeq lists its product as uncharacterized. The transcript has 3 exons. NCBI's taxonomy places the organism in Eukaryota, Viridiplantae, Streptophyta, Magnoliopsida, Fabales, Fabaceae. Bases 626 to 1084 code for a protein of 152 amino acids. The record is from RefSeq and is a predicted model, not a curated record.
UAGGUAUGUUUUUUGUUUUUUAUGUUUAAUAUAUUUGAAUGAAAAUAAUGAUUAGGGUUUAGUUUAGGGCUUAGGGUUUAGCUUAGGGUUUAAUAUAUAUGGUGGUAUGUUAUUGGUAGUUUUACAAAUUGUAGAUAUGUAGUGGUUAGGGUUUAGCUUAGGGCAUAGGGUUUAAUAUAUAUGGUGGUAUGUUAUUGGUAGUUUUACAAAUUGUAGAUAUGUAGUGGUUAGGGUUUAGUUUAGGGCUAAGGUUUUAGCUUAUGGUUUAGUUUAGGACUUAGGGUUUAAUAUAUGGUGGUAGGGUAGUUUUACAAAUUGUAGAUAUGUAGUGGUUAGGGUUUAGUGGUGAGGGUUUAGUUUAAGGCUUAGGGUUAAUAUAUAUGGUGGUAUGUUAUUGGUAGUUUUACAAAUUGUAGAUAUGUAGUGGUUAGGGUUUAGUUUAGGAUUUAGGGUUUAUCUUAGGGUUUAGUUUAGGGCUUAGGGCGUAAGUGUUACGGUUUAGGGUGGCUGGAUUAGGGUUUAUCUGCUAGGGUUGAAGAUUUAGGGUUAUGUAGGUUUAUUGUUAUUUAAAUAGUAAAUAUUGAAUUUGACAAAAAAAAUACAUGUGCGUCAUGAUUUGCAGAUCAUGGUUAGAACCAGAGGUUUAGGUCGUGCCCUAGGUAGGGUUAUAGACAAAGCCCUAGGGAGAGAGGAUCAUCAUGAUUCAGAUGAUGUUCCCCAACGGCAAAGGCUUACAACAUCCGCACGUAGGCAACGGGGAGCUGCCCCUGUUCCUGAGGAUGCUGCUACUAUUAGUGAGGACAUACCUGCACCUGGUGCAGAAGCUGUUGAUGGUGCUGAGGGAUUUGCUGUUGAUGAUGUUGAGGAAUUCCUAGGUGAGCCGUAUGACCCAUCAGUGCUGACUGAGUAUGGUGACCAUGUUGCACUUAGUAUAUGGAAUGGAGAGGAACGCCCUGAAUUGAAGUUAGCCUCCCAUGGAAGGAAAGUUGAGAAAUUUGGGAGGUCUGCACCAGAAAUUGAAGGGCUAGUCGCUGCCACAAGAUUAACUCCUUUGAUCGCAUGUUCAGUAGACACUGGCGAUUAGGGAGUUAUAUCUGCUUUUGUCGAGAGGUGGCACAAGGAAACUAGUAGUUUUCAUCUUCCUGUAGGAGAGUUGACCAUCACGCUGGAUGAUGUGGCGUCACUGCUUCAUCUUUCGAUCAUAGGCACCUUCCAUAGCUUCGAGCCUCUGCAUGUGGACGAAGCGGUGCUGAUGUUGGUGGAGUUGCUAGAAGUCUCGGGUGAGUAAGUUAGAGUUGAGACAACACAAUAUCAUGGGGCAUACGUACGCCUAUCGUGGCUACGGAAUAUUUAUUAGAGGAGAUGUGAGGCCCGACAUUGGACUGUUACAACUCGUGCGUAUCUCCUACACUUGUUAGGUUGCACUCUUUUUGCUAACAAGAGUGCAACACAUGUUCAUGUUGUAUUUUUAGACGCUUUUCGAGACUUCAGUUAGAGUGGAAGCUAUGCAUGGGGAGCUGCCGCCCUGGUGCAUAUGUAUGAUCAUUUGAAUGAUGCUUGUAAGAGCGGCGGUCGACAGCUUGCUGGUUACAUCACUUUAUUACAGUGUUGGAUAUAUGAUCAUUUUCCCAGUGUUCAUGAGAGUGUGACUGAUCCAGAGUAUGAUGAGACGUCACCACGUGCUUACGGUGGCUUACUACGAAGGCUUAUUCGAAGGGAUUCCCAGCAUCAACGUACUGGACACGUAUAGAGGCACUGAUGAUCCCUAAUGUAUGUUGGAUGCCUUAUGCUGAACACUAAGGUGUUAGGGCGUUUGACCUCAUUUCAUGCUUUUAGGGUGAGCUUAGAUGGGGUCCCAUUGUGGUCACACAUCGACCAGAGAGGGUGGUGCGACAAUUUGGAUACGUUCAGACCAUUCCUCCACUACCUACGGGUGCCAGCUUGUCAUUUGAAGAUAUUGACAACAGGUGGAUGCAUUACUCCGACCAUCUAGCAGCAGGGGGACAGAUUUGUCUUGUGCCUGGCCAGUGUGCACCAGAUUACACGAACUGUUUCUUCAGGAUCUCUCAUCCGUUCAUCACACCCACAUAGGCAGCUGAUCCGCCCAGACAUCCACCUGUCCCAUAACAUGACACAUAUGUGGAGCCAGAUAUCCCUGAGGUCCCAAUGGCACUAGAAGCUGGACCUUCAAAUGUGCCUUCUGAUGUGGAGCAGCCUAGACAUGCAGUGAUAAGAUGACUUGCUUUAAUGUUUUAUUAAAUGUUAUUUAUUUCAAUUACUAUAAUUGUGUAUGGGUUUUUUUUUAAAUGUGAUAGGAUGCGUGCCAAGCGAUCGCAGAAAGGUUUUAGCGUCUACUCAACCUAAGGAUAGUCACUGCAGGCACAGAGGUACAUGAGGUCAUGGAAGACUGCAUCAGGAUCGCUAGGGGUGUCAUAGCAGAUGGAAAUGUUUAUGUUAGGGCGCGACAAAGACGGAGCAAGGAUCAGUCAUAAAUGAUGUUUAUAAUUGUCUUGCAUUUGACAACAUUUUUGUUUUGCCUAACAUUUUGUAUUUGUUACAUUAUUUGGUUAUAACUUUUAUUUUGUGUUUAUUCUA